AGUCAAGACACUUAAGUUUCUUUCAUUCAUAGCCACACGAGCUCACGCCCUUUAACUAACUUCUAAUGCUGUUAUAAUUCACCCAAGCCCUGUCAGCGCCUACAGAGGACACCGAAGAAAGGUAUUCAGAAGCUACACGCAGUAAUCAGCCGCGGUCCCAGCCCGAGUGCCAGCCGAGACCAUGAAGGCAGCGGAACAGAAGCCCCGCCCCUUCCGUCCCGGGGGACUAACAGCCGUCCGAGGUCCGGGCAGUUUCCAAAGCCAACUGAGUGGAGCCGGAAGUGGGCGGCAGCCCCCCCCCCCCCCAACUACGCGGAAGCCUCCAUCCAACAUGGCGGACCUCAACCGCCAGCUGCAGGAAUAUCUGGCGCAGGGGAAAGCGGGCGGCCCGGUGGCCGCGGAGCCACUGCUCGCCGCGGACGAGGCGAAGGAGCCCGCGGCGGGGGCCGGGGCGUGGUUGGGCCGCGCGGGCCUGCGCUGGACGUGGACACAGAGCCCCGCGGAGCCGGCGGCGGGACAGACGUGUCUGCCCAGCGUGACGCGCACUCAGCGGCUGAUGGCGAGUGGCGUGUGCCUGCUGCUGGCUGCGCUCUGCUUCGGCCUGGCCGCACUCUACGCGCCUGUGCUGCUGCUACGCGCCCGGAAGUUCGCGCUGCUGUGGUCGCUGGGCUCUGCGCUGGCACUAGCGGGAGGUACACUCCUGCGAGGCGGCGCAGCGUGUGGACGCCUGCUGCGCGGCGAGGAGGCGCCCUCCCGGCCCGCGCUGCUCUACGUGGUCGCGCUAGGCGCGACUCUGUACGCGGCGCUGUGUCUGCGGAGUACGUUGCUCACAGCGCUGGGCGCCUGCGCACAAGUGGCCGCACUGCUGGCCGCGUUGCUAGGCGUGCUACCCCGGGGCGCGGGCACCGCUCUGCGCUUCACGCUCGGGCGCUUGGGCCCGGGCGCCGCCCUCGCCAAGGCGCUCCCCGUUUGAGGCUCGCGCCGUCGGAAGGACGCAGAAUCCGGCCCCGGGACACCACACGGAGCCGGUCCCCAGGAUGGGCCAUCAAGAGGACACGGGGAACCGGCUCUAGGCCCAGCGCCAGCAAUCCAAGGACUGCGCCCGCCCGAUCCCAGAUAGCACAGCGUAGAAGCUGCUCCUUUACUGUGCCAGCGAACUGUAAACUGAGACACGAGCAGUUUGGGAAUCUCCUCGAUUUCAGCAUUUUGUGCUACACUCGGCAGCAAGUGCUGUGAAAACCAGAUUUUGUUUUGAAUUGGUGGUACGCUAUGAAACAUUAGUGAUAAAUUGCUUUUGCGUUAACCGUGGUCUUAGAUUGCACUCAGUAAAAAAAAAAAAAGAGAGAGAGAAAAUAGCUUUUCCGUUUUGAUUGACUGCCCUUAUUUUCCCGGAUUUCUUUCACAUUUUGUCACCUAAAAAAAUCCAGUGGUAGAUCGCAGUAGUUUAGUUCCAGUAAAUUUGCUUUCUUUCGCUCUUGGGAGUUUUUUCUCUUAUUCUUCAACGUGAGUGUAUCCAUAGGAGUUAGCAGAUUAAAUGCUGACUUUUAGCCACUGGAAUUUUUUCAAGUGCUUUAGUUAAUACGGUUUAUCUCAGUUUUUUCUUACUUUAGUGAAAUUGUUAACAUGAUGUCUUAUAAGGUUAAAGACAGUUGAUUCUGCAUUACAUAAGGAAACCAAGGACCAAGAAGCAUGGUAGCCAGUAAGGUGCACGUAAAUGCUCAGAAGAGAUCCAUGGACAUAACUCAGCUAAGGAAACGCCUGAGACAGGAAGAUAAUUCCCCAUCCAGUUAUCCUAUUGGAUGGAAACCAUGGAUUUCUACAAGGUCUAGUUUUUCAUUCCUAAUUUUAUGAUGUGCUUUUUAACCAAUCUUAACGCAAUGUAAGGUGCUUUUCAUAUCUAAUUGCCAAUUUUUCUUCAUUUUUAGAUUUAGCACCUUGCUCUAGGACUUACCUUAAUUUAUUGCCAGAAAGACUGGGCUCAGUAUUCUGGUUAAGUCCAUAAAUAAGACAACGUUUUGUCCCUAGCUACAUAUUAACUAGGAAAUAAGCUGUAUUUUUUAAGUUUUAAUUCUAUGCCAGUGGUUCUCAGUUCACAUGAUUACUUGAGUCAAAUCUCAGUUCAGUCGGAAUCUCUGGGCUGGGUGGGGGGAGAUUGGCAUUAGUAUUUUUUUAAGCUUCCCAGAUGAUUUCCUUUUUCCGCUAAGGUUGAGAACAACUUGAAAGUAAUUGUUUCCUGGGACUGGAUUAGCGUUGCUUAAACAGGUUGUCAGGCAAGAGAGUUUUGCCUCUUGCUCCAGCCUCAAAAUUUAUAUUUAUAGGCCUUGAUUAGUGUCCUAAGCCCUGCUCCAAGAGGUGGACGCUAAAGUAGACUUACUUCCAUCCCCCUUGUUUUGAAAGAAGGAUGCUUCUCCCCACUGUCGUUUAAUAGGGUUACCUACCUCAAGAGGCAGAACUACCCGGUGUUUGUAAAAGCAUAUCCACGGUUUGGGGGGAAUGAUUUAUUUUUUUGACUGGAAAACGUAACCAUUGGCUGCUUUUUCUACCCCCUAGUUAAAUCUGUAUUUUAGUUCUAAAUUUUAGGCUGACGAUUUUACCGACUUCAGCCCAUUUUUAUAUUGAUGCUAUUUUUAAAAAUUGUUUUUCCAGCAUUUUCCCAAGAAUUCACUGUUGGGAAAUCUGUUUUUAUAAAAUUCAAAGCACAAUAUAUUGUAUGUAAUUUGACAGUGAUGAUUUAAAAUGCAGAUAUACACAUUAAGUAAUAAAUAAUGUUGAGUUCUCA
Cervus elaphus (red deer) is the source of this 2779-nucleotide messenger RNA. RefSeq names its product SFT2 domain containing 3 (gene SFT2D3). Bases 182 to 973 code for a protein of 263 amino acids. Gene Ontology annotation, cellular component: membrane. Gene Ontology annotation, biological process: vesicle-mediated transport. The transcript has a single exon. NCBI's taxonomy places the organism in Eukaryota, Metazoa, Chordata, Mammalia, Artiodactyla, Cervidae. The record is from RefSeq and is a predicted model, not a curated record.